UGAUCAGCUGUGUCCACAUCAGGGCACUGAUGAUCAGUGCCCUGAUGAUCAGUGUAUCCUCAUCAGUGCCACCUGUCAGUGUCCAUCAAUGCCCCCUGUCAGUGUCCAUCAGUGCCCCCUGUCAGUGCCCAUCAAUGCCUCCUGCCAGUGCCCAUCAGUGCCACAUCAAUGCCACAUAUCAGUGCCUGCCAGUGCACAUCAAUGCCACAUAUAAGUGUUCAUCUGAGUGCCAACUAUCAAUUGCCAGUCAGUGCCACCUAUCAAUGCUGCCAAUCAGUGCCAUCUAUUAGUGCC
Messenger RNA from Staurois parvus, 294 nucleotides. Lineage: Eukaryota; Metazoa; Chordata; Amphibia; Anura; Ranidae. The record is from the annotation of a GenBank genome assembly.